UGAGUUUAAGAGAAGCCCGACGAGGGCAAUAGGGAAGCGGAUUAUUUCACCGGACAGCACGGCUGAGACUCACUGACGUGGAACCAUGCCUCUGCGGUUGGACAUCAAGCGGAAGCUGUCGGCUCGCUCAGACCGGGUGAAGAGCACCGACCUGCACCCCACUGAGCCCUGGAUGGUGGCCAGUCUGUACAGCGGCACCGUGGUGGUGUGGAACCAUGAAACACAGAUGAUGGUGAAAACCUUCGAGCUGUGUGACCUGCCUGUCAGAGUGGCCAAGUUUGUAGCCAGGAAGCACUGGGUCAUCGCCGGAGCAGAUGAUAUGCAGAUCCGAGUGUUUAAUUACAACACUCUGGAGCGAGUUCACAUGUUCGAGGCUCACUCCGACUACAUCCGCUGCAUCGUGGUGCAUCCGAGCCAGCCCUACAUCCUCACCAGCAGCGAUGACAUGUUGAUCAAGCUGUGGGACUGGGAGAGGAAGUGGACGUGCAGUCAGGUUUUUGAGGGACACACUCACUACGUCAUGCAGAUCGUCAUCAACCCCAAAGACAACAAUCAGUUUGCCAGCGCCUCUCUGGACAGAACUAUCAAGGUGUGGCAGCUCGGCUCCAAGACCCCCAACUUCACUCUGGAGGGCCACGAGAAGGGGGUGAACUGCAUCGAUUAUUACAACGGAGGAGACAAGCCCUACCUCAUAUCGGGGGCCGACGACCGCCUGGUCAAGAUCUGGGAUUAUCAGAACAAAACGUGUGUUCAGACGUUGGAGGGUCACGCCCAGAAUGUGACCUGCGUGUGUUUCCACCCCGAGCUGCCAAUCAUCCUCACCGGCUCCGAGGACGGCACUGUCCGGGUGUGGCACUCCAACACCUACCGGCUGGAGAACACUCUGAACUACGGCAUGGAGCGGGUCUGGUGUAUCUCUGGACAGGCGGGGUCCAACAGUGUGGCGCUGGGCUACGAUGAAGGCAGCAUCAUCAUCAAGAUGGGACGGGAGGAACCGGCCAUGUCCAUGGACUCCAGUGGGAAGGUGAUGUGGGCUCGUCACUCCGAGGUGCAGCAGGCCAACCUGAAGACCAUGGGGGAGGCGGAGGUGAAGGACGGGGAGAGGCUGUCUCUGGGCGUCAAGGACAUGGGCAGCUGUGAGAUCUUCCCCCAGACCAUCCAGCACAGCCCCAACGGGAGAUUUGUAGUGGUGUGUGGCGACGGAGAGUACAUCAUCUACACCGCCGUGGCUCUGAGGAACAAGAGCUUCGGCACCGCUCAGGAGUUCGUCUGGGCCCACGACUCCUCACAGUAUGCAGUGAGAGAGAGCAGCAGUAUGAUCAAAAUCUUUAAGAACUUCAAAGAGAAGAAGGCUUUUAAACCUGACUUUGGGGCUGAAGGUGUCUUUGGAGGCUUCUUGCUGGGCGUGAGGUCAAACAGCGGCCUGGCCUUCUACGACUGGGAUAACACUGAGCUGAUCCGCCGUAUCGAGAUCCAGCCCAAACAUAUCUUCUGGUCUGACUCUGGGGAGCUGGUGUGCAUCGCGACAGACGAGUCUUUCUUUGUGCUGCGUUACCUUCCAGAGAGAGUGGCCGCGGCUCAGGAGAACAAGGAAGACGUAACAGAGGACGGGAUAGAGGGCGCCUUCGAGGUGCAGGGGGAGGUCUCUGAGGUGGUAAAGACGGGGGUCUGGGUGGGAGACUGCUUCAUCUACACCAGCUCUCUGAACAGACUCAACUACUACGUUGGAGGAGAGAUCAUCACCAUCGCUCACCUGGACAGGACCAUGUACCUGCUGGGCUACAUCCCCAAGGACGACCGCCUGUACCUCGGAGACAAAGAGCUGAACGUCAUCAGCUACGGCCUGCUGCUGUCCGUGCUGGAGUACCAGACGGCCGUCAUGAGGCGGGACUUCAGCACGGCCGACAAGGUGUUACCCACAAUCCCCAAGGAGCAGAGGACCAGAGUAGCCAACUUCCUGGAGAAACAGGGCUUCAAGCAGCAGGCCCUGGCCGUGUCCACUGACCCAGAACACAAGUUUGAACUGGCCCUGCAACUGGGAGACCUGAAGAUAGCCCAGCAACUGGCCUCCGAGGCAGAGUCGGAGCAGAAAUGGAAGCAACUGGCGGAGCUCGCUACUACAAAGUGCCAGUUUGGCUUGGCGCAGGAGUGUCUGCACAACGCACAGGAUUAUGGGGGAUUAUUGCUGCUGGCCACCGCCUCGGGCAACUCCAACAUGGUUGGCAAAUUAGCCGAGGGAGCGGAAAGAGAUGGGAAGACCAACGUGGCCUUCCUCACCUACUUCCUGCAGGGACGAUUGGACAAAUGUCUGGACCUUCUCAUCGCAACAAAUCGGUUGCCAGAGGCUGCUUUUCUGGCACGAACAUAUCUGCCCAGCCAUGUGUCGAGGGUGGUGAAGCUGUGGAAGGAGAGCCUCUCGAAGGUCAACCAGAAGGCAGCAGAUGCUCUGGCUGACCCCUCCCAGUACAGCAACCUGUUCCCCGGCCUCCAGCAGGCACUGCUGGCCCAGGAGUUUCUGAAGGACACUCAUGUUGGGAUCAGACCGGCUGCAGAGUACCCGCUCAUCAUGCCAAAUGAGGACCGUAAUGUUCUGGAGGAAUCUGCAGGGUUUGUGUCCAAAGGAGAGAUUGCUGAGCCAGAGGGAGGGGUUGAAAGCAUGAAUGAACCCAUGCUGGUAGCAGCGGUGACGGCAGCUGUUCAAGCAGAACCCGCCGCAAUGGAGGAACCAAUUCCAGUAAAACAGGAGAUUAUUGAACCUGUCCCAGCGACAGAAGAAGAAUCCAUCCCAACAUCAGCAUCCCCACUUCCUGUCACACUAACAGAAGAGCAUGUCGAGCCAAAACAAGCAGAGUCUGUGUCCUUUGACGAGGACAUCAUCUCUAACCCAGAGGAGGCUGCAGAGGAAGACAUUUUGGACUUCACCACAGAGACCCCCCCCACAGAGCCACAGAUGGUACAGUCCAGUCCUGUGGAAUAUGUCACUACCGUGCAUGUAUCUGAGACUCAUCUAAUCGAGACAACAUCAGAAACCAUCGUGGCAACAGAAGAAAUUGAGACGGUGGCAACGCAAACCAUAGCAACAGAGGAUGUCCUCGUUAGCACUGGGCUGAUAGUCGAUACUGAAGUCAUAGAAACUGGUAUUGAAGAACUGGAAACACCUUUAAUCUCCUUAGAAGCAUCAAGCGUCUUAGAUACGGCAGCAGAGGAGACUCGUGUUUCAGAGGAACUUCUUCUAGAUACGGCAGCAGAGGAAACUCCUGUUACAGAACAACUUGUUUCAGAAACAGCCACAUCAGCCGUAGCAGUGGAGGAGCUCAUCUCCUUUGAAAGCACCACCAGUCCAGACCUGGAUGUGCCUGUCCAGGUCCAAACGUUUCCAGAUGUGGCCCUUGAUCCUCUGCUGGAGCCACUUGAAGAGACAGUGCCGACACUGAAGCCACUCUCCGCACAAGAACCAGAAGGAGAUGAAGAAGUGACAGUGAAGCUGGAGGAGAAGCUGGAGCCUGCUGCGCCUCCACAGGCUGACCCAGAGCUUUUAGCCCCAGUAGCAGCUCCUGUAGAGGGGAAAGCAGCAGGGGAGGAGGAGUACGGAGCUGAAGGAGCUGAGGAACCACCAGAGGACCUCGAGGACGAGAUGAUUGAUGAGGGCCUGGAUGAUCUGGAUCUGGAUAAUUUUGACCUGGAAGACAUCGACACCUCGGACGUCAACCUGGACGAGGAUUUGAGUGAUUAGGAAGAGGAAUGGUCCAAACUUUAUUUCCUUCUCUCAGUGACCAAAGAACUCAAAGGGUUAAACGAGACCAUAACAAGUGAGCAGCAGACUAACAUGCCUCUAUCCUUAAAUAACAAGCAUUGUGAACUGAUCUAGUAUAAGAUGUUCUGCUUUUGGUAUAAUUGUGGAACUCUAGGACUACAUUUUUUUUAAGUAUAACAUCUCCAAGAAGGCUGGUUUAACCUCAAAUUAGGUGUGAGACCAAACAUAAGGAGUGUGCUAAUCAACGAAAAAUGUGUAAGGGACUCAAAUGUGUUAAAUGGGAAUUAGGGAUAAGGAAUAGAAAGGUGUUUGUUUAGAAAUAAGGGAUGCAUUGUCGCCGGUUAAAAAUAUCCAGCUCAGUCUGUUAAUGAUCUUUUUUACACUACACAUUUUUCUAUUUAAACGAUACUGCAAUAAUCAUGACAGCGUCUCAAAACACAUAUUUACGUAUCAUUGGUUUUUGACAUUUGCACCAGCAUUAAAAGUAAUAAAUGUUACACUCUGUACUUCUUCAGCAUACCUCAGGACACUUCUGUGGAUCAGGGUGUUAUCCAAGCCAUCGAGGAAGUUUAAAUACUGCCUUCAUUCUUGAAGUAAAACUAAGUUUGGGUAUUCAGAGCGUUAUUUUUAGAUUUAUGUGUCAUUUUGUAAAUGGUUAACAAAUAUGCAAUUUUGACAAAUCCCCCAUUUGGUUAUAUUCAGUGUGUUUAUGACCUCUUGGUUCAUGUUUACUUCUCACACCUUGUAUCCACACGUACUGCUGCUGUUAGUUUAUCAGAUAAACUCCUAGAGAUCUACAGUAUGUUUCUGUUAUAAGUGCCUUACAUGUGUACUUUUUUAGAGAGUAUUCUUCACAUUUUCAGUUUUUUUUAAAAGAUGGAUGGUACUGUGUAUGUAUAGUUGAAAUUUGAAUAAAUAAGCUUCAAUCAAUAAA
Messenger RNA from Trematomus bernacchii (emerald rockcod), 4688 nucleotides. Its product is annotated as coatomer subunit beta'-like. Gene Ontology annotation, biological process: retrograde vesicle-mediated transport, Golgi to endoplasmic reticulum; intracellular protein transport; endoplasmic reticulum to Golgi vesicle-mediated transport. Lineage: Eukaryota; Metazoa; Chordata; Actinopteri; Perciformes; Nototheniidae. Gene Ontology annotation, cellular component: COPI vesicle coat. Gene Ontology annotation, molecular function: structural molecule activity; protein binding. Bases 86 to 3733 code for a protein of 1215 amino acids. The transcript has 22 exons. The record is from RefSeq and is a predicted model, not a curated record.